This is a messenger RNA of Mercenaria mercenaria, 677 nucleotides long. RefSeq names its product zinc finger protein 862-like. NCBI's taxonomy places the organism in Eukaryota, Metazoa, Mollusca, Bivalvia, Venerida, Veneridae. The coding region runs from base 137 to 610 and encodes 157 amino acids. The transcript is spliced from 2 exons. Gene Ontology annotation, molecular function: protein dimerization activity. The record is from RefSeq and is a predicted model, not a curated record.
CACGUCGUCUUACUGUGGUACACAUUCAUGCCAAGUUAUUUGAAAAUCCAUCCAUCGAUGACAAAGAUAUGGACCGGACACGAAAAUUGGGGACAGACUGACAGACCGACAGACUGACAGACGGUUCAAAAACUAUAUGCCUCCCUUUGGGGGCAUAAAAACUCUGGAUGACACUAUUCAUGAAACUCCUGUCAGUCCUCUACUCAGUGGUGCUGAACUUACUAAAGAAUGGCAGGGUGUAAAGGCUAUGUUAAAAGGUUGUUACAGACAACUAUCUCUACAGGACUUCUGCAAGAAAUUCAUUUUGAAGCAUCAGAAUAUGUAUCCAAACUUUGCCAGACUUGCAGAAAUUGGUCUCUGUAUGGAAGUCACCAGUGUUGAAUGUGAACGAUCCUUCAGUACCCAAAACAGAUUAAAGACUAAAUACAGAGCUGCUCUGAAGGAUGAGUCUUUAGAAGCCCUGAUGACUGUUGGUCUACUUGGACCACCAGUGACCAGCUACAACCCAGCAAAGUCAGUCAGGAUAUGGCUAAAAAGAAAAGACAGGAGGAAGAAAAGACUUAUGGAAGCAUACAAACCAAGGGCCAAUAAAGAGACUCUAAAAAAAUAGAGCAAAUUGUUUGCUGCAUUGCAUUUGUUUGUCAGUAAAGGCAGUAGAAUACAAACAUAGAAUAGUU